Molecule: messenger RNA, 2520 nt
Organism: Drosophila takahashii
Lineage: Eukaryota; Metazoa; Arthropoda; Insecta; Diptera; Drosophilidae
Gene: Sytbeta
Product: Synaptotagmin beta
Biological process (GO): calcium-ion regulated exocytosis; regulation of calcium ion-dependent exocytosis; cellular response to calcium ion
Cellular component (GO): plasma membrane; exocytic vesicle
Molecular function (GO): calcium-dependent phospholipid binding; calcium ion binding; SNARE binding
Source: RefSeq, a predicted model, not a curated record
CCAAGUGAAGAACAUCUCGCGGACCGGAUUUUCACAGCGGGUUUUCAAAGUUAAAGCCAAAGGCAGAAACUGAAAUCGCUGAACGCCAAUUAAUGGACGCCAAGAGGCAACUUUCAAUUGAGUUUCGUCGUUCCACAGUCGUUGUUGCUGCCACAUAUUGCUUCUGAUAUUUUGCGGCCGUGUUUGUGUCUGUGUGACUCUGCAAUAUGGCCAAGUGUUUUGUGCUGAAAAAUGUUAACCAGGCUUAGGCCGAGCGCUCUCUAAUCCCAUCUGUUCAGCUUGUUGGCGACAAAAAAAAAAAAAAAAACAGAAAAAGUAAAAGAAAACGAAGAGAAAUAUCAAAGAAGAAAAGCGGCGUUCCCGUAGACACAGUCGCUUGGUAAUUGGGCAGAGAUGAGUGGCCUGGGUCCGGCAGCCUGUUGGCUGGCCCACAAGCGCAUCGAGUCCUGGUCGCGGAUGGCCAAGGAGCGAGUGGGAGCGGGAGUGCGUCGCGUCACCCUCGAUAGGAACUCGGCGGACGAGGGAUCGCCGAGUGGGAGUGGCAGUAGCUCCACCACCGGAGGCGCUGGUGGUGGUGGCAACGGGCCGUCGGUGGUGCACAUCCUGCCGAUGGGCGAGGGCUCCACCACGCCACCGCCGCAACCCAUGACCCCGCCGCCUUCGGCCUCGUCGGUCACCUCGACCACCAGCGGAAUUGGCAGUGUUUCGGCCGGUAGUGUCAGCGAUAGCUGUGAUUUGCCCACGGACUCGGAGGAGGUGGCCAUUGCCAAGGAAUGCCAGCCCAUCCAGCCGGCCAGCCAAAUGCAUGGAAUGCACGGCGGCAUGGGCUUCAACCAUCAUCACAUGGGCACCGUUUCGGCCACUGGGACGGACAUCUUGCGCGGACCCGCCGAAGUGUUCCACAGUCCGCUGCACUUGCACCACCAGAGCCGCUCCUUCCCCCCGCGCCUCCAGCGCACGCCGUCCAUCUCCAGCCAGAGCAGCGUGGACAGCGCCCCAUCCAGGCAUUCGGGUCACCGUGGAUCCUCGCCACAGAUAAGGACUUUCGGACCGGACGGACGUAGCUCUCUGCCGAGUGAGCCGGCAUUUCCGCACCACUUGGCCAGAUCGCCCAGUCCCAUGCGAACGAUUUCUUUGGAUGCACGCUGCGGCAGUCCGGCCCAUUCGGCGGAUCCUGGCGAUCUGAGGACACCCAGUCCUUCGCAGAGCAGCUUGGCCUCGUUGGCCGGUGGCUCGGGUAUGGGAGGCGGUAGCUCGGGAAAGGGCGUGGCCGGUGGUCGCUGCCUUUCGCCGCUGCUCAUACCGCCACGAUCGCAGCCCGGAGUGGAUCCCGCCAUGGGUCCUGCCUCCCCGCUGGGAGCCCUCCAGCCGGAUCUCUACCGAUUGCCUGACGGACCCGUUUAUCUGACAGCACCCGAAUCCAGUCACGCCGUGGGACGUUUGCACCUGCGCGUGAAGUACGACUAUCACCUGUUCGACCUGACGGUUCAUCUGAUUGAAGCUCACAGUCUCAGUCCCAUCGAGGAGGGUGGCUUCCGGGAUCCUUAUGUUCGGCUGAUGUUGCAACCGGAAGUCGACAGCCGGAAGCGACAGACCCACAUCCAUCGUGGCGAAUCGAAUCCCUACUUUGACCAGCACUUCAAGUUCCCGGUUUCCCGCGAUCAGCUCCAAGGCAAGGAGCUGAUCCUCCAGGUGCUCGACUACGAUCGCUAUUCGCACAACGACAUUAUCGGAGAGGUUCGCAUCUCGGUGGAUGGUCUGGAUCUCUCCAAGUCUGUGGAGAUCUGGGGAGACUUGCUGCGGACCAAGAAACCCAAAGAGGAUCGACCGGAGCUGCUUUGCUCCUUGAACUAUUUACCGCAGGCCGAGCGAUUGACCGUGGUCAUAAUGAAGGCUAGAAAUUUGGAUACUCUUCAGGAACCAUAUGUGAAGAUUUACCUUAUUCAAAACGGCAAGCGCAUCAAGAAGAAAAAGACGAGCAUUACGAAGUCCGACGAUCCCACCAACCCCAUUUGGAAUGAGGCGUUCACGUUUAAUUUGCAAUCAAAUUAUCUCCACAAUGCAGCCAUCGAGAUCUAUGUGGUGGGUGCUGGGAGCGAGGCCACGGAAAUCGGAUGCUGCGGUCUGGGGCCCCAGGAAAGUGGAACUGGCUGCCAGCACUGGCACGAUAUGAUUAACAAUGCCCGAAAGCCGACGGCCAUGUGGCACUAUAUCCGCUAGGCACCAUUAUAAACUAUUAUUUUCCAUUUUCCAACCGAAAAAAACAUUCAAUUGCUCCCGCAUUGCGUCUAUAUAUAGGUGUACUUCUAACGUAACCAUGUGUGUGUCUGUGUGAAUUUUCCAAUUGCAUUUUUGCCCGAAGCUUAUAAUGUUCUACGAAAUCAAAAUCUCAUCUCUAUAUAGUAUAUAUACAUGGAUGUACAAUAUAUAUAUGCUGCAGCUAACUAGCCCUCCAAGAAGCUCAAUCAAAAGUUCCUACACAACGACAGAAACUUCGAAGAAAAAAGCCCAUGAAAAUUA